CGCCUUUCGUAUCUUUUUUCUUUCCCCGAUGGCGCCUCUUGCAGGACUCUUAAGGUUCAUCCAAGGGUCAUCCCUAAGCCGUGGCUUCGUUGCUUAUUUGGCCGACCCCCUGCUUCGAUUGCGCGCGCAACAGACCAUGCCUCAUAUAUAUAUCUCUACCCUGUGCUCCAUACGCUGUAUAUAAUCCAACAUAAUUUUCUUCCCUUCCAAGGCUUUUCGAGCCCUUUCUCGAAGCCCACACGCAGUGAUUCCCUUAUCUACGGAUCUUUCCUCCCUCUCGCACCUGUCCCCUUCUUCCUUUCUCACUUCUUCUCCCCUGGUACAGAAUACUAGGGUCUUACUAUUCUCUUGUGUCUCUAAGACACGCCAUUUAUUAUGGAGAAAGAUACCGAAGCCAAGUCAACGCCUUCCUUCGCGGCCGACCUUCCAUCCUACGGCGAAUCCGAACCCACAAGGCCGAGCCUUCCACAGCGGAUAUUGGAUAGUUUUAAGAGAGAUCCAAAUGCAACUGUCGCGGAGACCUUGAAUGAUGGCGGAAAGCGUCAUGUCGAUGUUGAAGCUGCCGCCGCAAACACGGCCGCAUCUCCAUUGCAGCGAAGGUUGAAGGGUCGUCAUCUGCAGAUGAUUGCGAUUGGUGGCUCGAUUGGUACUGGUCUCUUCGUCGGCUCUGGCAACGUCUUGGCAAGCGGUGGUCCUGCAUCGCUACUGAUUGCCUACGUGUUAAUCGGCAUAAUGCUAUACUGCACCAUGCAGAGCUUAGGAGAGAUGGCUGUCGCCUUCCCUGUCGCUGGUUCCUUUGCCCAUUACUCUACUCGUUUUCUAGAUCCCGCCUGGGGCUUCGCUAUGGGUUGGAAUUACGCGAUCCAGUGGCUUGUUACAAUGCCAUUGGAGAUUGUUGCCGCUUCCAUGGUUAUUGACUACUGGGACUCAACCGUCUCCAACGCCGCAUGGGUUGCUAUCUUCUGGGUUGUGAUUGUCUCCAUCAAUUUGUUCGGCGUCAGGGGUUAUGGUGAAGCAGAAUUCCUCUUCUCCUGCAUCAAGGUCACUGCCGUGAUCGGAUUCAUUAUCCUCGGCAUUAUUCUUGACUGUGGUGGUGGCCCACAUGGCGGCUACAUUGGCGGCAGGUACUGGCAUCAUCCUGGGGCCUUCAAUCACGGCUUCAAGGGCGUGUGCAGUGUCUUUGUCAACGCUGCCUUCGCCUUCGCCGGUACCGAGUUAGUCGGUCUCGCAGCCGCCGAGACUGCCAACCCUCGGAAGACCCUUCCAACGGCCACAAAGCAGGUCUUCUGGCGUAUCUGCCUCUUCUACAUUGUUUCUCUUACCCUCGUCGGCCUCCUCGUGCCAUACGAUGAUGAACGACUCACCCAAGGAAGCUCCAGCGCCGACGCUCGAGCCUCGCCGUUUGUUAUCUCUAUUCGCAAUGCCGGCAUUUCCGGUCUCCCCUCCGUCAUGAAUGCCGUUAUCUUGAUCGCCGUCUUGUCUGUCGGCAACUCGGCUGUUUAUGGCACAUCCCGUACGUUGGCCGCCCUCGCCGACCAGGGUCAAGCACCUAAGAUACUAGGCUACAUCGAUCGCGAAGGUCGUCCUCUCGUCUCGAUCGUGAUUGCAUCCCUCUUCGGUUUACUCUGCUUUUUGGCCGCGUCCUCCAAGCAGGAAGAUGCGUUCAACUGGAUGAUGGCCAUCUCUGGUCUUUCGUCGAUCUUCACUUGGGGUUCCAUCUGCUUGUCGCAUAUCCGGUUCCGCCGUGCCUGGAAAGUGCAGGGUCACAGCCUGAGUGAGCUGGCCUUUACGUCGCAAGCGGGCGUGAUCGGCUCGUGGAUUGGCUUCAUUUUUAACUGCCUAGUCCUCAUGGCCCAAUUCUGGGUAGGGUUUGCGCCAGUCGGGUACGCAUCGAUGACUGCUUCCCAACUGGUUGAGAACUGGUUCCAAGCCUAUCUUGCCUGCCCAGUUGUCCUGGCCUUCUAUUUCCCAUACAAGCUGUGGUUCAAAACUCCGUUUGUUCGUGCCAGAGACAUGGAUCUAAUGACGGGUCGGCGUGAUCUCGAUAUCCAGCAACUUCUUGAAGAGGAACGGGCAGAACAGGCCCAAUGGCCUCUUUGGAAGAGAGUAUACAGGUUUUUCUGCUGAGCGAAAUAAGCCAUGUAAUUCUUCUAAUCCUCUUGUUUUUUUACACUUUGCGAAAGUUGCUGUGCAUUGAUACAACGGCCCAUGACGAUUUCCUUAUUACUCCUUUCAUAGAAGAUAUCCCGUCUGCAUAAUAUUAUCAUCUGCAUUAGCAUCCGGAAGCUGAGACGGCAUUAAUAUGAUGAGACGA
Molecule: messenger RNA, 2314 nt
Organism: Monascus purpureus
Lineage: Eukaryota; Fungi; Ascomycota; Eurotiomycetes; Eurotiales; Aspergillaceae
Source: the annotation of a GenBank genome assembly